UUGUUUUUAUCAUGGAAUGCCGUUUUCUUUUUCCCCCGUCAGGAAGUGAAGGUCAACAGCCCCGACUACGCCGGCGUCGACAAGGACAUUGCUCUACAAGACUUCCUCCAGCGUAUUGAACACUACACUUCGCGCUACGAACCCAUCGACGAUGACCUAGAUAAGGAUCUGUCUUACAUUAAAAUUUUCAACCAGGGUCAACGCUACCUCGCCAAUCGUAUUGAAGUUUUCUGCGAGGAGUCUACUUCGGACCUCAAAAGCAAAGUUGUGUCUCGUGUUCAGUCUGGCUGUAAGUAUCGAUCUGUGAACGCUGCUCCUGAGUAA
Molecule: messenger RNA, 324 nt
Organism: Dibothriocephalus latus
Lineage: Eukaryota; Metazoa; Platyhelminthes; Cestoda; Diphyllobothriidea; Diphyllobothriidae
Source: the annotation of a GenBank genome assembly